GAAAAUUCUGCAAGCGAACGACUCUAACUUCUUGCUUUGUCUCUGUAAAACCCUAACUGGCGAAUAAGUAGAUCUUCUCUCACUUCAAUCCAACUUUCUCUCUAUUAAAUCAACCUUUUCUUUCUCACUUUCCUUCAAUCUCUAUUUUCCGAUCGGUCGAUUCUCUAAUCACUCCACUUCCCAUUCAAAAUCAAUUCAUUUUCUCUGUCUAAUUGAUAUUCUUGUUUGUCUGUCUUUGUCUUUGCAAUCGAUUUUCGAUUUUUUUUUUCUUAAGUUUUUCAAAUUUGUUUGGUUGAUAUUUCGAAAUUUUCUUGGGUUUUGGUGAGAGUAUACUGCAAGGCUGGCGAUUGGCGUGGAGGUCAGGUGAUGGCGGAUCUGCCAUAUGUCUGCUUGCUGUUGAUUUUCGAUUUGGAUUCCAUAAGGCUCAUUGGACGAUCAUUUCUAGGGUUAGGGUUAGGUUCUGUGAGUUGUAAUUUUGAUUGUGUAGAAGAAGAGUGGGUCCAAGUAUGCUGAGUGUGCUGAGAGUGCACCUUCCGUCUGACAUUCCGAUCGUUGGCUGCGAGCUUACGCCGUACGUUCUAUUACGCCGUUCCAACAACUCUACAACGCCCGAAGAUGUACCCGAAUCCGCUCCACUCGAUGGCCACUUUUUAAGAUACAAGUGCUUUGACUUAAAUUUUGCCUUCGGCAAGCACCCAAGAACAAGGAUUCUUGGCCAACUAAUUCUUUUAGUUUUUCCGUAUCGUAUACAAAGUGACAAGAAAGUUUCAAUCUGUAGUGUACAUCCAUCUGAGCAGGCCACACUGCAGUGUGUCGGUUGUGUUAAAGCCAAAAUACCUGUUGCCAAAAGUUAUCAUUGCUCUCCAAAAUGUUUCUUGGAUGCAUGGCAACAUCAUCGUGUUCUGCAUGAGCGUGCGACUAGCGCUGUUAAUGAAAAUGGAGAUGAGGAGGAAGAAGUAUUUGGGCGCUUCAAUGGCACAGGAUCUGGAGUAGUCAAUACAAGCAUACCUGCUUCGCAGUUGAUCUCUGGUUUGGCAAAUGGUGCAGCGCCUUUAUAUCCUGCAGCAAUUACACAAAGGAAUGGUGAUGAAAUAUGGUUUGAAGUUGGACGCUCCAAAACAUACACGCCAAGAGCUGAUGAUAUUGGCCAUGCCCUUAAGUUUGAGUGUGUUGUAGUAGAUGCAGAAACAAAACUAACUGUGGGAAAGGCGAAUAGUAUAUUGACAUCCCGUGUCAUUCCAGCUCCAUCCCCUAGUCCACGUCGAUUGAUUUCAGUCAGUGAUGUGACAGGGCAUUUGUAUCUAGAUGGACGUAUCUCCUCUGUAGGCACUUUUACUGUGCUCUCAUACAACAUUUUAUCUGAUGCAAAUGCUACAGGUGAUUUAUACAGUUAUUGCCCCUCUUGGGCUCUUUCUUGGCCUUAUCGCCGACAGAAUUUGUUACGAGAAAUUGUUGGGUACCACGCAGACAUUGUUUGUCUUCAAGAGGUUCAAAGUGAUCAUUUUGAGGAAUUUUUUUCCCCAGAGCUUGACAAACAUGGCUAUCAAGCUUUAUUCAAAAGAAAAACGGCAGAGGUCUUCAGUGGUAAUAUGAAUACCAUUGAUGGUUGUGCCACCUUUUUCCGUAGGGAUAGAUUCGCACAUGUCAAAAAAUAUGAGGUUGAGUUUAAUAAAGCGGCCCAAUCUUUGACUGAUGCUGUAGUUCCAAGUGCUCAGAGAAAAACUGCUUUAAAUCGGUUGGUAAAGGAUAAUGUUGCAUUAAUAGUGGUCCUAGAAGCUAAGUUUAGUGAACAGGGGGUUGACAUUCCUGGAAAGCGCCAGCUUGUUUGUGUGGCGAAUACACAUGUAAAUGUCCAACAAGAUCUAAAGGAUGUCAGACUUUGGCAGGUUCAUACUCUUUUGAAAGGAUUGGAAAAGAUAGCCGCCAGUGCAGACAUUCCAAUGUUGGUCUGUGGGGACUUUAAUUCAGUUCCUGCAAGUGCUCCUCAUUCACUUCUUGCAUUGGGGAAAGUUGAUCCAAUGCAUCAAGAUUUAGCAGUAGACCCUCUCGGAAUUUUGAGGCCCUCCAGCAAACUAGUGCAUCAGCUGGCACUGGUUAGUGCCUACUCAUCCUUUGCAAGGAUUGGUGUGGGUCUCGGUCUAGAGCAACAUAAGAGGAGAAUGGACCCUGCUACAAAUGAACCAUUGUUUACAAAUUGCACAAGAGAUUUUAUUGUUACAAAUGAUUACAUAUUUUACUCGGCGGACUCGUUGACUGUGGAAUCUUUGUUGGAGCUUUUGGAUGAAGAUAGUUUGAGAAAAGACACAGCUCUUCCUUCUCAAGAGUGGUCCUCUGAUCAUAUAGCACUCUUAGCUGAAUUUCGUUGCAAGCCUAAAUCUAGACGCUGACACUUGGUGUGGUCUGAAGAUGAAACCCGAAAGAUAGAAGCACAGAGAACAAGGAUAAGAUAGUUUACUGUAAGAAUGGAAGAUAAUACUCACCCGUGUUCUUUUUUGGGGGAUAUGGUGAUCGCCAAGUGGGAAUCCUUUGGUAUGAUCUCAUCCUUUGUAAUAUGCUAUACUUCUGUCUUAGAAAAAUUAUGAUGUCCAAUUCAGUUUCCUUCCCUUUUUUUUUUUCACUUGAAAUAUAAUACAUAGUAUCUGCGUUGCAAUUUAGUUAGCCCGCAAACCUCUUCAUAUCUGGCGUGUCCUG
Ilex paraguariensis (yerba mate) is the source of this 2691-nucleotide messenger RNA. Lineage: Eukaryota; Viridiplantae; Streptophyta; Magnoliopsida; Aquifoliales; Aquifoliaceae. The record is from the annotation of a GenBank genome assembly.